This is a messenger RNA of Prionailurus viverrinus (fishing cat), 1061 nucleotides long. RefSeq names its product twist family bHLH transcription factor 1 (gene TWIST1). The transcript is spliced from 2 exons. Gene Ontology annotation, molecular function: DNA-binding transcription factor activity, RNA polymerase II-specific; protein dimerization activity; RNA polymerase II transcription regulatory region sequence-specific DNA binding. Lineage: Eukaryota; Metazoa; Chordata; Mammalia; Carnivora; Felidae. The record is from RefSeq and is a predicted model, not a curated record. Gene Ontology annotation, biological process: developmental process; regulation of transcription by RNA polymerase II. The coding region runs from base 357 to 959 and encodes 200 amino acids.
CCUCCAAGUCUGCAGCUUUCGUCCAACUCCCAGACACCUCGCGGGCUCGCCGGCACCGGCAGCGUUUCCAGGAGGCCGAGCAGGGUGUGCGUGCGGCCGUUGGGCGCCUUCUUUUUGGACCUCGGGGCCAUCCACACCGUCCCCUCCCCCUCCCGCCUCCCUCCCCGCCUCCCCCGCGCGCCCUCCCCGCGGAGAUCCACCCCGUCCCUCCUCCCGCUCCCUCCUCGGCGGGCCGCACCGCCCCGGCCGGCGCCGCGCGCGGGGGAAGCUGGCGGGCUGAGGCGCCCCGCUCUCCUCCUUUUCCCGGGCCGCCCCUCUGCCCCGGGCCUGCGAGGCCGCACGCUGCCACCUGAGAGAUGAUGCAGGACGUGUCCAGCUCGCCAGUCUCGCCGGCCGACGACAGCCUGAGCAACAGCGAGGAAGAGCCGGACCGGCAGCAGCCGCCGAGCGGCAAGCGCGGGGGGCGCAAGCGGCGCAGCAGCCGGCGCAGCGCAGGCGGCGGCGCGGGGCCCGGCGGGGCCGCGGGCGGGGGCGUCGGAGGCGGCGACGAGCCGGGCAGCCCGGCCCAGGGCAAGCGCGGCAAGAAAUCUGCGGGUGGCGGCGGCGGCGGCGCCGGCGGCGGCGGCAGCAGCAGCGGCGGCGGGAGCCCGCAGUCCUACGAGGAGCUGCAGACGCAGCGGGUCAUGGCCAACGUGCGGGAGCGCCAGCGCACGCAAUCGCUGAACGAGGCGUUCGCCGCGCUGCGGAAGAUCAUCCCCACGCUGCCUUCGGACAAGCUGAGCAAGAUCCAGACCCUCAAGUUGGCGGCCAGGUACAUCGACUUCCUCUACCAGGUUCUCCAGAGCGACGAGCUGGACUCCAAGAUGGCAAGCUGCAGCUAUGUGGCCCAUGAGCGGCUCAGCUACGCCUUCUCGGUCUGGAGGAUGGAGGGGGCCUGGUCCAUGUCCGCGUCCCACUAGCAGGCGGAGCUCCCCACCCCCUCGGCAGGGCCGGAGACCUAGAUGUCAUUGUUUCCAGAGAAGGAGCAAAUGGACAGUCUAGAGACUCUGGAGCUGGAUAAC